This is a messenger RNA of Parathielavia appendiculata, 2043 nucleotides long. RefSeq lists its product as uncharacterized. The transcript has a single exon. Bases 1 to 2043 code for a protein of 680 amino acids. The record is from RefSeq and is a predicted model, not a curated record. Gene Ontology annotation, cellular component: fungal-type vacuole membrane; TORC1 complex. NCBI's taxonomy places the organism in Eukaryota, Fungi, Ascomycota, Sordariomycetes, Sordariales, Chaetomiaceae.
AUGGCAAGGGAUCGGGACGGCGAUACGUCGGGCGGCAACCAAUCAAAACAGCCAGCAGCAGCCUACCUCGACCUCGGCGACCAACCACAGCAGCACCUGCAACAGCAUCACCGAGCGAGGAGCCAGAAGCACGUCGUCGGAGGUGCCACAGGGGGCCGCCUGCAUGCACGGAUCCCGUCCUCGAAAGGCCUGCACAAGCACCAUGCCACGACAUCGACGACGAAGCUGAAUCGCAAACACAGCUCCCUUUCUCCCGAUCACGGAGGCGCCGCGGCCCUUGCGACCAACCAUCACCGCCGAGCGACCUCGGAGUUGAAGCUGACCUCACGAGACCCAUCAUCGGCCAAUCUCAGGAAGAACACCUCACAGACAAACCUGAAGCGCAAUCGCUCCCACGGCGAGGUUGGGAAGAAGACAAAGCCAGCGACGAACCUCCAUCGUUCUGUGUCCAACCCAGCAGUCCACAAAUUGAAAUCUUCGGGGGGGCCCAGGGUCCAAUUCAAUCUCGGGGACGAGGAUCAAGACGACGAGGAGGAUGAGGACGACUGGGUAGAUGCCAGCUCAUCUGCGUCGCCUUUACUGUCCAGGCGCGGGUCUGCUGCUCAAAGCGCAAACCCUCCGACUGCCAAAGAGCAGUCCAGGGCCGCCUCCCCUACAUCAUACGCAGCGGCCCAGCACCCUUCCGCUAGCGGGCCACAGCAGGGUGCGCAAAAGGGCGCGCAGAGCGGCGCGCAGAACAACACCACAACGGGGCGGCAAACGGGCAAUCACAGCCCCCCGCGCAACAGAUCCAGCUUAAACCAAUACAUCACGUCACGAAUACUAUCGCGGACCCCGUCACACGGCGCUCCACCCAUGAUGUCGACGGAAAACGUCUCAGUCAGGCCGCCCUCUAUACGACAACAAUCGCCGCCCGACUCGAGCCAUGGCCACAGCGAGUAUCUCUCCCAUACACCUGGCACCACAACCGAUGCCCGACCGGGCAGCAGCGGCAAGGCUGAGCUUACCUCUCGGUUCGUUGGAAAUAACAGUCAAGAGUCUGGAUCGGGAGUUGGGGGUGAAUCCUUCAUUCUGGCCGCCAACAGGCGCGGUCUUUCUCGCGCGGCAAUGAACGGCAAGGAUGACAUUGACGUGCCGAAGCGCCGGCGGUCGCUGGGGGCUCUGUCACAAAGCCGGGGCAUCGACGCGCUCAGCGCUCGGCAGGGCGCCGCCGACGACAACGGCAGCGAAGACGACGGGGAGCACACCGCCCGCAUAUCUCGCUCGCGACGCAGCGGCGAGUACGUGGUGCCGCGGGAUAUGAACAGGACGCAGCAGAAACUGAACCUGCAACGGGCAAGCUCCAGCCUAGAGCCUGCCCACCCGCAUCCCGGGAUCGGCAUAGGGCCGCCCGGGGUAGUGGCCGCCGGCGCGGGAACGCUCAUUGGCGUGCCCACCACAUACGAUUCUCGGGACCCCAGAAUCGGAAGAACACUUGAGCGGACAGGCAUGGAAUACCUCACGGUGCGCCGCCACCUGAACCCGGUCGCCCGUUCCAUCUCCCGCGUGAUGCAGCUGCCGGGCCUCGAAAACAGCCGCCGCAUCCCGCAACCGCCCGGGGGCGGGAUCGCGCGCCACGCCUCCCGGCUCUCGGAACAGUACAAUCCGAACCAGAGCCUCACCCGCGACUCGAGCAUGACAGACCUCAUCAACGACCACCACGCCCACGCCCGCUCCGGUUCCGCCGGCGGCGGCGGCGGAGCAAGAGGACGACGACCACCCACGCCGCGUAGCAGCGGUGGUGUUGGCAGCAGUGGCGGUGCGUUUUCGGCGCUGCAGAGUGUUAGUUCCAGCCUCGGUAGCACCGACGACGGCGCCAGCAGGUUGCAUGAGCGGCAUGGGCAUGGGCGUGGUGGUGGUCAUCCCACACAUCACCAGGCACAACAACAAGAACAUGGGCUGAGCGGGUCGAGUCUUGUCGACGGGGCCGAAGAUGCGGGCACGGUGGCGCUGCUGCGCAUGAUGUGGGAUAAGAAUAUGGAUCUGAGUGCGAGCCAGGACUAG